Rhipicephalus microplus (southern cattle tick) is the source of this 2165-nucleotide messenger RNA. RefSeq names its product sodium-coupled monocarboxylate transporter 1. The record is from RefSeq and is a predicted model, not a curated record. Gene Ontology annotation, biological process: sodium ion transport; transmembrane transport. Gene Ontology annotation, molecular function: symporter activity. NCBI's taxonomy places the organism in Eukaryota, Metazoa, Arthropoda, Arachnida, Ixodida, Ixodidae. Gene Ontology annotation, cellular component: membrane.
UAGAGAGCCCAUUCAGUCUCCGUCAUGGCCCCUCGGUAUUUCCACCCGGCCGACUACUGCGUGCUCGUAGCCGUGCUGGGCCUUUCAACGUUAAUAGGCGUGUUCUUUGCUUGGAAGGACCGCCGUAGCACCGACAAAAAGGACUUCUUCGGGGGAAGUAAGCAAAUGCAGAUGUUUCCAGUAACACUAUCCAUGACGGCCAGCAGCAUGUCAGCGAUCGCCAUAUUGGGUGUACCUGCGGAGAACUUUCUCCACGGCUCCCAGCAUAUGGUCGCCGUCGUUGGUGUCGCCAUAGCUAGCCUUGUGGCUGCCCACGUGUCGCUGCCCGUUUUCUAUCACAUGGACAUGAUCAGUGUGAACCAGUAUCUGGAGAACCGAUUCAAUUCUGUACUGAUCAGGAAGAUUAUCUCCGCUUUGACCGUUAUAGAAGUGUGCUUCUAUAUGGGGGUAGUGCUUUAUGGCCCGUCACUUGCACUCGUUUCAGUGACAGGCCUUCCAGUCUGGGUUUCCAUCGUGCUCAACGGAAGCGUUUGCGCCUUCUACACGACAAUAGGAGGCAUAAAAGCUGUCGUUUGGACUGACGUCCUGCAGGUGCUGCUGAUGAUUUUCGGACUGCUGAUUGUCCUUAUUAAGGGUUUCAUGGUGAUCGGUGAGCCAAGUGCAGUUUUCGACGCGGUCAACAAACAGGGGCUUCUGGAAUUUUUUGACAUGAGCUUGAACUUUCAGAAAACUUUCACCUUUUGGAGCGUCGUUGGCGGGAACUCCAUCACGUGGAUCUCGGGAUUCGGCAUGAACCAGGUCAUGGUACAACGUUACUGCGGUCUUGCAUCAAUUCGCAAGGCACGAACGGCGCUUUACAUCAAUAUGCUGGGAGUAUCAUCAAUACUGACGAUUUCAUCGCUAUGUGGCCUGUUGCUCUUCGCGCUCUAUCACCGAUGUGACCCGCUCAAAGCAGCCAUGAUAACCAAGUACGACCAGUUGAUGCCGCACUUUGUGAUGGAGACGUUGGGUCACCUGCCUGGAAUCACGGGGCUUUUUGUCGCGGCAGUUUACAGUGGGAAAUUCAGCACGUUGUCGUCUGGGUACAACGCCUUGGCCGCCAUCGUCUGGGAAGACUUCAUAAAGCACAUUGUGAAACUCUCUCCCAAAGGUGUCAUGUGGGCAAUGAAGGCCAUCGCUGCCGGUUUUGGUCUCAUCGCGGUGGUCCUGGCGUUCCUCUCCGCGAGCCUGCCUUCUGUCUUAUCGGCUGUUUUUGUCACGACUGGAUCAAUUAAAGGUGCAACUGGCGCGGUAUUUAUCCUCGGUCUCCUGCUUCCCUGGUGCGGAAGUGAGGUCGCUAUGUCGUCAAUGUUUGCGGGAUUUGGGUUGGCAUUGUGGGUGGCUGUUGGACGUCUUCUGUACCCUGCCAAGCCCAGUGGCGCCCGCACCACCCUUGAGGAGUGCGCCUUCAACUACACGGCUACUCUUCCUGUUCAGCGGAGUUACUUCUCAGGGGGAGUAUACGACUUGUACCACGUGUCCUACAUGUGGAUACCGGUCAUCAGCUUCUUCGUCACGCUUGUGGUAGCUAUCUCCCUCACGGUAAUUUUCUCGUUUAAGAAGUCCGUCGAUGUAGAUCCGAGCUUGAUAUCACCUUGCAUGAGAAAAAUAUACCUGAUGAUCAAAACCCACAAAAAGGAGCAGUCAGCCAAGGAACAGACACCUGUUUCGAUGAAGAUGGAGGAAACAUCUGAUCCGGCGGUGCCCAGUGUUGUCAGCGGAAGUGGAAACGGUUACACGAAUCACGCCAUGACAAGUGACAACGACGUUGAACGAACAGACAUUUAAUCGUUAACAACAACCAAUGCAGUUAUGUUGUAGACUUUAGCGAUGUAUCCCAGUAUGUGAGUCUCGAAAAGUUUAUUCGAACUCUCGCUGUUACAUAUUGCAGCGCACUGGAGGUACGAGUUAUGUAUAUAUAAGAAAGAGGCAUAUUUACCGUUUGAAUGUAUAACGCGUUCAUUACAAGAUAAGCUAAAUGAGGUGCCUCUGCUUCGUGUUUGCAGUAGUGUCGCAGACAUAUUUCUUCGAAAUUUUGUGAUAGCAUGUUGAGCGUUGCAUUUAUUGGGUACUCGUGAAUUUCCUUCACUCUGGCGAGAAUGGAUGCCCCAAGAAGUUUUUUUUUU